Magallana angulata is the source of this 1095-nucleotide messenger RNA. RefSeq names its product craniofacial development protein 2-like. The coding region runs from base 1 to 1095 and encodes 364 amino acids. Gene Ontology annotation, cellular component: nucleus. Gene Ontology annotation, molecular function: catalytic activity. Lineage: Eukaryota; Metazoa; Mollusca; Bivalvia; Ostreida; Ostreidae. The transcript has a single exon. The record is from RefSeq and is a predicted model, not a curated record. Gene Ontology annotation, biological process: chromatin remodeling.
AUGACGUCUAGUCAGGAAAAUCAUCAGAGAACUACUAGACUGAGAAGCUACCUUCUGAGACCAAACCGCAACAUCAACAUAGCAGCAUGGAACGUGCGGACUAUGUUUGAAACUAGCAGAUCAGCACAGAUCGCCAAAGAGAUGAAGCAAUAUGAUAUCAGCAUUCUUGGCAUAAGUGAAGCACGUUGGACAGGCUCUGGAAAAAUAACUUGUAAUAGUGAGACCAUCAUCUACUCAGGCAAGGAUCAAGAUCACCAGAGUGGCGUAGCAAUAAUGAUGAGUAAAGAAACAUCAAAGACACUGAUAGAAUGGUACCCUGUGAACGACAGAAUACUGUACGCUAGGUUCGAUUCCAAACACAUCAAGCUCAGUGUGAUUCAGUGUUACUCGCCAACCAACGAUGCUAAUGAUGAUGAAAAGGACACUUUCUACAAUCAACUUCAGAGCGUGCUACAUCGAACACCGAAACACGAUAUGGUGAUAGUUAUGGGAGACCUAAAUGCUAAAGUGGGAAAGGAUAACACCGGCAAGGAGGCAUGUAUGGGAGCACAUGGCAUUGGACAAUUAAAUGAAAAUGGAGAACGUCUACUAGACUUCUGCGAGAUAAAUGGACUAGUGGUCUGCAACACAAUCUUUGCACACAAGGACAUUCACAAGUACACAUGGGUUUCACCAGAUAAGAGAACAAAGAACCAAAUAGACUACAUCAUGAUCAAUAAGAGGUGGAGGAGAUCAGUUAUAGAUGCUCGGACGUACAGAGGUGCAGAUAUUAACAGCGAUCACAUACUCUUACGUGCCAAAAUACAACUUAAGUUAAAGGCAACGAGGAAAGUGCAAGGACGUAGGAAGUUUGCAGUGAAUAAACUUAAACAGCUAGAGGUAAAGGAAGCCUUUAAACUGGAACUGAGGAACAGAUUCUCUGCACUAGAGACCAUGAAUGAUGAAAACAACAUAGACGGAAAGUGGGAUAAUAUCAAGGACUGUUUUACUUCCGCUGCAACUGACACAUUGGGAUAUAGGAAAAGUGUGAAAGAAGAAUGGAUAACAUCAGAUACAUGGACUCUAAUAUCAGAGAGAUCAGAUCUAAAAUAUUAG